This is a messenger RNA of Rhagoletis pomonella (apple maggot), 1645 nucleotides long. RefSeq lists its product as uncharacterized. NCBI's taxonomy places the organism in Eukaryota, Metazoa, Arthropoda, Insecta, Diptera, Tephritidae. The record is from RefSeq and is a predicted model, not a curated record.
AUUAACCCUGAUUUCCCCCAAUGCGGAUGUAAGAAUAGAGGCACACGCCAUAGUUCUGCCGCAACUUACAAAUAUGCUUCCAAGCUAUAAAGUAAAUGGCAAAGAUCGCCAAAAAUUUGCCCACCUAAAAUUAGCGGAUCCCAACUGCCACACCCCCGCGCAAGUUGAUAUCCUAUUAGGCAGCGACCUAAUCCCCCAAAUAAUGCUAGAAGGCAUUGAGAAAAUUUCAAAUACCCAGUUAGCCCAAAAUACCAUCUUUGGAUGGAUAUUGAGCGGCCAAAUAAAAGAAAAAAUAUCGGUAUUCACAACACAAGUUGAAGAUAUUUCAAACGAACACCUCAAUUCUCAAUUAAGAAGAUUUUGGGAGUUAGAAGAACUCCCCCCCAUGCAAGUCAUUACCCCAGAAGAUAAGUAUUGUGAAGACUAUUAUAAAGCCACAACUACAAGAUCAAAAAACGGCCGCUACGUUGUACGGCUACCAUUCAAGCCACAAUUUCCCGACACACUCGCCUUAGGCCACUCUCGAACCUCAGCACUUCAGCAAUUUUUAAGUAUGGAAAAAAACCUGCUUAAAAAAGGCGAGCUAAAGACCUCGUAUGACAAUGUACUCGAGGAAUACCUCCAAUUAAAUCAUAUGGAAGUAGUCGAGUCAUAUGAAAAAAUUACAAAAGGUAAAUAUACUUCAUUUUACCUCCCACACCAUGCAGUAAUAAAGCCAGAAAAACUUACAACAAAAGUAAGAGUUGUAUUCAAUGCCUCGAAAUGCACAAGCUCAGGCAAUUCAUUAAAUGACGUAUUAUAUACGGGACCCACACUACAACCUGAUUUAAUGCUCCUAAUACUAAAUUGGCGCAUGUUUAAAUACGUUUUCAAUGGGGAUGUCGAAAAAAUGUACAGACAAAUCCUUGUGCAUAAAAACGACCAAGAUUUUCAGCGCAUUAUAUUUCGCAAUUCACCUAGUAGUCCAAUACGCGACUACAAAUUAAAAACGGUGACAUUUGGCUUCAACACUGAUGACGACACCAUCUGUGUGGAUUCCAAAGUUAAAUUUUGGCUAGAGAAAUCAAUAACAUCAAGUACAACUCCAGAUUCAUUUGGAAAAUCCGAUCAAUCUAAAAGCCUACUGACACCAGCAUCGCCUAAACCGGUUGAUGAUAGUUUAACUUUUGAAGCCGAGUUCGACGAAAUCAUUUCGGUUGCAUUGAAGGCUGAAUUAAAAAGAGACUAUUCAGAUUGGAACGCGGUUAUUGAUAAAUGGCAUAAGACUCAUAAUUUGCGUCGCAGAGACUUAAUGACUUAUGAUGCAUUUAAAAUUGAUAUCAACAUUCUCUAUCCGGGCAAGGAGCUUAUGCUUCCCAGCAAAUGGGAAGCUUUUAAAACGAAAAUUGAGGUAUACUACCGAGAAAAUCUGCACAGCAAAAAGUUAUUAGCUGAUUUGCAUCUGGCUGAAAAUUGCGACUAUAUUCUAACAACCUUAUUGCCAUUUAUUUUACCUCCUACUUCCUGGUAUAAGUCCACGUUGGAUGUGGCGAAAAAGAAAAUCACUUUAUUGGACGCACAAGAAAGUUUUGUUUUUCGUUUAUAUUCAAUUAACGAUUAUGAACAAGGUGUGAAUGCAUUCGAUAUAACAUCUUUUUUUGUCUAA